Molecule: messenger RNA, 876 nt
Organism: Clavispora lusitaniae ATCC 42720
Lineage: Eukaryota; Fungi; Ascomycota; Pichiomycetes; Serinales; Metschnikowiaceae
Source: RefSeq, a predicted model, not a curated record
AUGGAUACUAAUCGGGACUUACAAAUUCUUGCCCAACAAGACAACUUGCAGUUACAAGAUAGGGAAAAUGAAGUUAUCCAGGCACUUAUGGCGCUAGAUCCCAUCAUCGCUGAUGGUUUUCGCCGAGACUUACACCAAUAUAUCAAUGACGAGAAUCUCAGGAUGGCGGGUCAUCGAGAACGGAUUGCACAUGUCAUAUGGGUAUUUGGCUUUCUUCCUCUUCCAGUGGUGAACUACGGUCUCCUCUGGCGGAGAAACCGCCCCCGCAGUUUUUGGCAUGCGAUAUCUGCAACAGUAUUAUCAGCGAUUUCCAUUUGCGUGAAGUGCCUUCGGUGGCUAUUAUACUUUUUAACUAUAGGCCAUUAUGUGUGGGGUGUCAUUAAGUCCUCUCUUAUGUUUGCGUGUGCCGCUACGUUUUCAGAUAAUUCACUUUGGGAUCUCUACACCUAUGCCAUGAGAGGAUUUCCACUCCUUUUGCAUAGACAUACAAUGAUGUAUGGUGGAGAAGCAUUGAGGACAGAUUCUGUAUCCAACUUCAUAGUCGACAACCUCGCCAACAAACUUCGAACAACUUGUAUGAGUAUUCAUCUGGCUAACGAGACUAUCAGAACUUGUUCAUUGCAUAACGAAACAUUGAUAUACCGUUUUUCUGAAGCAUUUGAAAAAACCAGCACAGUUCAAAAAUUUCCUCCUUGGGUCGUGACUAUUCUCACGGUGUUCACUUACACACUGUACGUAACUCUUGCGCAGGUGUUGGGAUUUAAUAUUGUCCUCUUUUAUCUUUUACAAACAGGAUAUAGGAUGCAAAAUCCCCUCACAAUUUUAACCCGCUUGGUUGUAUCGGGUUGGAAAGGAUUACAAGAAUACGUUUUAUGA